AUGAUGCAAACUAUUGCUUUUCAUCCUGCCUUCUUUUCUUCUGCCCUUCUCGUUUCCUCGAGAAAAAGAAAGCUCUUUUUGGUUUCUCUUCGCUCUUCGGAGCAAGAGAAGACCGUCAAAAAACAAAAAUUGUUUUCUCCCCCUGUUGUUUGUCGUCGUGUCCGCCUUUGUGUGGCACGGCCACGUCCUUCUCGUGGGCGCCGAUUUCGCCCUUUGGGUGUUAGCCCUCGUGCUCCUCCGGCACCUGUGUGUAUUCCUGUCCCUCCUUUGACUUUUCUUGUUGCGGCUUCCCCUCGGGUGAAGAGUAAUGUCAAUCCUUUUGAAUUCGAGGAUGUGGGAACAACAUGGUAUUACUUCGAUUUAACAUGGGCUUAUGUCUAUCUCUGUCAAACUUUCCGAAUGGACAUUGGGCAAUUACAAUGUUCUAUGAGAAAAAAGUAUGGACAUUUAGUUAAAAAACUGGGCUUUUUCUAUGGACAAUAUUUAACGCCUUAUUGGAUCAAGAUGUAA
Messenger RNA from Mucor mucedo, 510 nucleotides. RefSeq lists its product as uncharacterized. The transcript is spliced from 5 exons. Lineage: Eukaryota; Fungi; Mucoromycota; Mucoromycetes; Mucorales; Mucoraceae. The record is from RefSeq and is a predicted model, not a curated record. Bases 1 to 510 code for a protein of 169 amino acids.